CACGAAGAUGUUGUUCGGUUCAAUUUCCUCACAUCAUCAAUAAAUUUUUUACUUUUACGCCGCCAUUACGCAAAUUUAGCUGUGUUGUAGUUGUUGGUUGUGUUAUCAGUUAUUGUAUUGAACAAUACAAUUUCUUAUAUUGCUGAUUUCAACUGGAAGCUUGCUCAUUGCAGUGAGUUUCAGGCGUGGUUCUAAAAGCAACUUGGUCGUCGUCGUCGCCGUGUGAAGUAGUAGUGUUUGUAUCGCCGCCGAAGACCGAAAAUCCCCAAAAAUGCCGGGUUUUAGCAGCGCGGGUACCUUCAAAAUCUUUAUCGGAAAUUUGGGCGAGAAGACCGCAGUGGCCGAACUGCGUCCAUUGUUCGAAAAGUACGGAAAGGUCGUUGAAUGCGACGUCGUCAAGAAUUACGGCUUCGUCCACAUGGAAAACGAAACCGACGGACGCGAGGCCAUCAAUAAUUUAAACGGACACAUGUUGAACGGUCAGCCGAUGAAGUGCGAAGCGGCCAAGAGCCGGAAGGCCCCCCAAACACCUACCACCAAGAUCUUCGUUGGAAAUUUGACGGACAACACGAAGGCUCCUCAAAUACGCGAAUUGUUCAAAAAGUACGGCACCGUGGUGGAGUGCGACAUCGUUAGGAACUACGGGUUCGUCCAUUUAGAGUCAUCGGGAGACGUGAACGAGGCUAUCAAAGUAAAACUUGCAAUUGAAGAACUGAAUGGUACCAUGGUGGACGGUCAACCCAUGAAGGUUCAAAUAUCGACGUCGCGCGUACGUCAGCGUCCCGGCAUGGGCGAUCCGGAGCAGUGCUACCGUUGCGGCCGCGGCGGGCAUUGGUCCAAGGAAUGCCCCAAAGGCAUGGGGCCCGAAAGGUUCCGCGAACGCAUGUUUGCCAGAGACCCCUACCCCCCACCACCCCCGCCACCUUUCCUGCGCGACCGCAUGAUGGGACGAUUUGGGGAUGGUUACGAUGGCUACUAUGACCGUCGCUUCGAAGAUUCUCGUGACAUGUACGAACGUCGUUAUUCCGGAAUGCCGUCUAGCCGCGACGUGGGCAUGCGCGGCGCUGCAAGCGCGCGUGACUUCAUGCCGCCUCCACUGCCCCCACGCAGAGAACCUCUGCCUCCAAUGCCGUCCAUCGGGUUGAGAGGAGGACCUUCCAGCGGUAUGGGAGGCAGUCUAAGAGACAGCGGUUUUUCGAGAAGCGCAAGUGAUUAUGGUAUGUUUAGCAGGAGGUCGCCGCCACCUUCCGGAAGUUUGAGGAGUAGUAGGAUGUAUGAGGAUUUUAGCAGAGACUCAUUCGAUGAUAGGAGACCUGGAUUAAGAGGACCAUCACCUCCAAGAAGAUAUGCGCCAUAUUAAAGGCUUGUAUGUAUGCAACGGCCAAGUUGCCAAGAUUACAUAAUUCCUGACUUAUAAUUUAGUGAAAACAUUUCUAUUUAUAUGUAACGAAAAUGAUUAUCAUAAAUUUAGGUUUGUAUUUGGCACACAAAGAACACAGUGUGACAACGUAAAAUUCAUUUUAAAAUUCUAUGAAUUUUUAUCAAAUUCUUGAUAUGCAAUUUAAAGUUCAGAUAGUCACAUAGUAUGAUACUUGUGUGUGUUGUAGAGUAAGCACAGAACAAGGACAUUUAAAAACUAGCAUACAAAAAAUAUAUAUAAACUUUGGACAUACAAAAGAAUGCCAAAGUUUAUUAACUAAUUUAUUUCAAAAUAUUUAUAUUGAUUCAUAAACUGUGGUAAAUAGUUCUGUGUUUAUUAUAGAAUUGUUUUUUUAUUAUUAGCGACUAAUGUCAUUCUAAAAAUAGGUAUAAAUAUGCUGAUUUGAAUCUCGUCCAAUCAUUUUCAAAUCUUUUGACAGUCAAACACUUCCGGAUAUACUAUUCAAUGGUUGGAUUUGGUGAAAGUAAAAAAAUUGAAACGAUACCUAUUUUUAUGAUAUUGCAAAUAUCUUUUUUAUGUAUUAGUAUAAGAGGUGGUAAAUAAAAUACUGCAAUAAGUU
Messenger RNA from Diabrotica virgifera virgifera (western corn rootworm), 2000 nucleotides. It is a transcript of the gene lark, whose product is annotated as RNA-binding protein lark. The record is from RefSeq and is a predicted model, not a curated record. Bases 272 to 1360 code for a protein of 362 amino acids. Gene Ontology annotation, molecular function: mRNA binding; zinc ion binding. The transcript has 5 exons. Gene Ontology annotation, cellular component: cytosol. Lineage: Eukaryota; Metazoa; Arthropoda; Insecta; Coleoptera; Chrysomelidae.